GCGUCUUAUUUGGCUUCCGUCUCUGAGCUCUUUCAUCUUUCGUCACUCCCAACUUUUUUCCUCAUUAGGGGCCCACGUGAUCCCGCGUUCCGCGUCUCUCGCGUACCUCGAGGCCCGCAUUGGUUUUCGUAUCCUCGUGUCUCUAUCCAAGGUGAAGGCUUCCCCCACCCUGUUCGUUUAAACAGAAUGUCUGAUAUUGAGGCCGAACGCCAGCGAAACAUCGCUGAGCGCGAUCGGCUCCUCAAACAGCUGCAACUGACAGGAGGCGGCGGGCUGGGUACCCCGAAAUCAGGGCGUGACCAGAAGCCCAAAAAGAAGCCCACUCCGAAACGAGUUAUCAAAGAAGAGUCAGUGGCGCCGCGACGCCAAUCUUCGCGUUUGCUGGGCUUGACCGCGGACAGCGAGGUCGCCAAGCGGAAGGCAGAGAAUGAUGAAUUAGCAGCCAAGCAAGCGCGGGAGGCGAAGCGCGUUCGCCGAACAGGUUCUUUUACCCAAGACGACAUGUUUGUCGCUGGUCAGAAGUUGAGUGGGGAUAGUCUCGUUGGAGUGGACAUCAUCACCAAGGGUGUGGCUGAGCCGUACAUGCGCACCUUUGGCGAAGACGACAUCAAGAAAACCACAGACAAGGACCUGAAGGCCCUGCGGGAAGAAAUGAAUGGUCUCUCCCUUUGGGAGGAGUGGGAUCCGCAGAGGAUUAAGAUCACCCCCCAGCGUGUAUACGCCAUGGCCUUCCACCCGUCAGAAACAAAGCCACUGGUGUUUGCUGGAGAUAAAGAGGGUCAUUUGGGAAUACUAGAUGCCUCUCAGAAGAAGCCGACAAGUAACGAUGAGGACGACGACGAUGACGAUCCUGACCCUGACUUGACACAACUCAAGCCACACACGCGUACAGUCAGCGCGAUGCACCUGAACCCGGCCAAGCCGACAUGCCUGUACACGGCCAGCUACGACGACCCGGGGUCUGCGCGGGAGGACGAGGCCAUUUCUGCGGUAGAGUCGACAGCAGAAGACCCGCAUGUUAUCUACUGGACAACCUUGAACGGAACCUUCGAUCAGUUUGACACUAGAAUCCCGAAGAAUAAGCCAGAUGCCGGUUCGAGCUGGCAACUCUCCGAGAAGAAGAUUGGUGGGUUUUCGCUUUGUCCAACUGCCCCUCACUACUUCGCAACUGCUAGCAUAGACCGAUUCAUGCGAUUGUGGGAUCUGCGGAUGCUGUCAUCUAAAGUCCCUGUGCCUGUUGCAGAACAUGAGAACCGCCUUUCUGUGUCUCAUGCAGCCUUCAACGCUGCCGGCCAGAUAGCGACCUCAUCGUAUGAUGAUACUCUGAAGCUGUAUGAUCUUGGCUCUAAGGGCCUUGCUUCGUGGGCCAAGGGCCAUACCGUCGAUGACUUGCGCCCUGACACAGUUGUCCGCCACAACUGUCAGACCGGUCGUUGGGUGACAAUCCUGCGGCCCCAGUGGCAGAUGAAUCCUCAAUCCCCUAUCCAGCGAUUCUGUAUCGGUAAUAUGAACAGAUUUGUUGACAUUUAUAGUGGAUCCGGCGACCAGCUGGCCCAGCUUGGUGGAGAUGGGAUCAGUGCUGUUCCUGCUGUGGCGGUAUUUCAUCGGAGCAAGAAUUGGGUCGUUGGUGGAACGGCCAGCGGCAAGAUGUGCCUGUGGAUGUGA
This is a messenger RNA of Penicillium chermesinum, 1665 nucleotides long. RefSeq names its product WD domain protein. Gene Ontology annotation, biological process: regulation of DNA damage checkpoint. The record is from RefSeq and is a predicted model, not a curated record. Gene Ontology annotation, molecular function: DNA binding; protein binding. The transcript has 4 exons. The annotation marks the transcript as partial. Gene Ontology annotation, cellular component: nucleus. Lineage: Eukaryota; Fungi; Ascomycota; Eurotiomycetes; Eurotiales; Aspergillaceae.